Trachemys scripta elegans is the source of this 3958-nucleotide messenger RNA. RefSeq names its product cortexin domain containing 1 (gene CTXND1). Lineage: Eukaryota; Metazoa; Chordata; Testudines; Emydidae. Bases 497 to 676 code for a protein of 59 amino acids. The record is from RefSeq and is a predicted model, not a curated record. The transcript is spliced from 5 exons.
UUGAAAGAAAUUCAGAUUCUCUCUUCCUCCUGGCCUUAUCCCAGACUGAGUUCCAAUGGAAUCGGAAAUUAUCACCACAUCUUUCUCUUUUCCCGUUAACAGGUGACCUAGGUGACAAUAGAACUGCUUCCAGGUCUGUGUGGAAGUGAAUCUGAUUAGCAUCUGUAUGCAGGUAAAGCCAUUGAGCACCAAUGAAACUUUAGGUACAGUCACAACUGGGACUUAGACCUACAUUACUGGAAUGCUAACAUAUGACUGAAAGCCUCACAUCUGGAAGGUGAAGUGCGGAGUGAACACCCCCACCCCAUCCCAGCAACACUGAGAAUGUAAAUCGGGGGCUAUAUUUAAAGCGUGCAACCAAGUCUCAGAGGCCCUCACCUCCUUCACCCACCAGCCUGACCAAGGGUGGAUGUCAAGGGAAAUCUCUCCCACCGCUCAUUCUGUGGACGAUGAUGGUAGCAGUAAGCACAAACCCGGAUGAGGAGAGACACAAACAAUGGAGGCACCAACACCAGAGCCUGUGUAUGUUGAUGUGGACAAAGGACUAACGUUAGCAUGUUUCGUCUUCCUUUGCCUUUUCUUGAUUGUGAUGAUUAUUCGCUGUGCAAAAGUCAUCAUGGACCCUUACAGUGCCAUCCCAACUUCCACGUGGGAGGAGCAGCACCUGGAUGACUGAAAGGGACACUGCGGGAAGCUUUCACAGCACAACCUGGAAGGCCUUUUCAUUCAGAGAAGGUGAAUGUAUAUUAAACCGAGAUACAGAGGGGUGCAAAUACAGCAUAUUGGUUAAAUUUUCUUGCAUAGCAGGUUGUAGACAUCAUGGUGUCCCUAUCUGAUGGUACAGCCUAUUUCUGUUAUAACCUUCACAUAUUAACAAGAGAAAUUAUGAUUGUAACUUGAAUAGCACAAAAGCUUUCUAGGCAAUAAGGCUCCCUUAAAGCUUCUAAUAUAAACCUCAACCUGGCAUUCUUUUUCCUUAAGGAAUAUUGUCUAUAUUGUUUCCAAUAAAUAAGGGGAUGGAUAGCUAUCAGUACUUGGAAAAGCAAUAAGGGCAUUUGAUCUUUCUUUGACAACAGGUUGCUUACAAUAUGUUUGUCAGUUAUUUUUGUGUGGUUCUUAAGGCUAUGAAAAUGCCACACCUUAUAGGUGUGCAACGUCUAAGGCUAUGAAAAAUGCCACACCUUAUUGGUGUGCAAAGUCUCCUGGGAAUUUCUGCCCCUGGGAUGGCAGUGAAUGUAAGUACUAAAAAGGCACAUAUGGUGGAGUAGAGAGGUGUGCACAAACUUAUUCUUGGCUAACUGAGUUCUAGGCACACGCUUUCCCCUGCAGUAUUUUGGAAAUGUACUUCCAAGGGUCAGGAUUAUGAAAUACACAAAACUUGUGAUGAUUUUCAAAUGAGCAGAUGUACAAUUGCUCCCCUCUUUUAUUUACAGUUAAGAGUCAGCCUUGCUCCUACCCAUCUGGGUUGCACAAGAUUAAAGGAAAAGGCAAGAGAAGAAGAGACGUAACUCAGAACUAGCUACUCUAGAUAAGAUGGGGUUAUAUUUUUCUAAUGGUCAGUAAGAAAGAAGAGUAUUUAGCAACAACUUAUAACAUGCAUUCUGCUGUGGCGAAAUUAAGUACCUUUAAUAGAAGGACUUUUCACAACAUUGUAAUAUAAAUAUCUUCCCAAUUUCCCCCCUUAACCAUUCACUAAUUAUUGCAGAUAAGGAGGAGAAAGGGAUUCAAAGAGCAUCCAGACUAUAUUGUGCAGCUUUGAGGUUUGGAGGGAAAGGAAUUCCCUCUGAAAAAUAAAUCCCAGGUUCUUUAUUCCCUGAAGACUUUCAAUCCUGUCUCUGUUGCAAAAAUUCACCCACAGCUGCCUUCCUGAAGUGACGACAGGUUUUGCUCAAGGAAGUCCAAGGAACUGCUGGAGUAAUAAGGCGUUUACCCUACAAGAGUCAUGCUGCAGAUGCUAGGUUUCAACUAGAGCUGUCAUGGGUGCAUCCGUGAGGAACCAGUUUCCACCAAACUUGGAGGUAUCCAGCUACCCACACACAGAGGGGGGUAUUUAGCUAUUUGCCCCCUAUAUUUCCAACUCCGUUACCAUGCUGCUAGAUGCCUUUCCCUGAUAAGGUUGUGGUAGGGUGCAUUGUAUAGGAAGGGGAUAUCCAAUGGUUGGAGCAAGGAAUUAGGAAUCAAGGUUCCUUGGUUUCUAGUCUCAGCUCUGUCGCAGAUGUGUUACAUGACUAGACAAAUUGCUUCAUUUCUCUAUGCCUCACUUUACUCCUCUGUAAACUGAGCCACAGUAAUAUUUGCCUGCCUCCCACUGUGCUCUGAAGCUUAAUCAAGAUCAGCAAAGCACUUGGAGAGCCGUAAAUAAGAAGCACUACAUAGAGAUACAAAGUAUUGUGAAGUUGGAAUAAAGGCAGUGGUGGAGACUCAUUAUAGGGUAGGUUAAAUUCCCCCCAUUUCAGAGGAACCCCAUAAGGUGCUCUGCACCAUUUAGCCCCUGCCUUAAGGACCAGAUUCUGCUGUUCUUACUCCUGGUUGUUAGCACCUUGCUCCAUUAAUCAUCCCAUUGGUUUCAGAGGGAUUCUUUGUGGAGUAAGAUGCUAUUCCACAUGAUUAAGGGCAUCCAAAUCUGGCUCUAAGAGGUGUGGAGAGCAUUGUGCAGAACUUCUGCACAGAGAUGAAUUUCACCCUCAGUUCAUUUCUGGUGUUCGUUUGGGAGAAAGGAGUUUACUAUAAAUGCUAGGACCUACCUGGAUAGUGCAGCUCUCUGCCCAGCUACCUGACCUGGUUGAAUUACCCAUUGCCAGUAAUUUAGCUGACAAGUUAGCUCUUGUUUCUGUUGGCCAGUUAUCCUCAAACUGGUUGUGGAUUUUUACAAUGGGAACGUUAUUCAACAUAGUGUGUGCAAACAAAUGGUCGUCUAUUUUGUUCCUGGCUAGGGCACUAUGAGUAUCUCUUUACACUAUAUGAAUUAUUGCCUAGGUCACAUGGUAUUGUUUCUGCUCCCUGACUGGGUGGCUCAAUUUCGUCAGCUGUAGUCACGUUGAAUAGUAUCUUACAUUGAGUUUACUGGGAUUACUUGCAGAGUCCAACAGGAGUAAGGGGAACAGAAUCAGUCCCAGGAUUGGCAAGAGUCACUUUUUUGUUCGCGAGUUAUCUGCGCGCAUAACUGCUCGGCCAAUCGACAGUGCAAAUGAGGCUUGUGAUAGCCAUUUUCAGCGUGAACACAGUAGUGAAUGUUUAUCUGCACCCAUGACACUUCGGCUUACUGUAGGGUCAUCAAUAGGACCCCAAUCCAGCAAAACACGUAACCACCUUAGAGUUGCUGUUUGGGAAUUCAAUACAAGGGAAGCUACCAAUGGAUAUUUUUAUUUUCUACUAAUAAUGCAUUUCUGUUUCAGCUGUAACCUCUCUUGAUUCAUCCUUCUGUUGGUAAAAGGAGAAUUCCUCACGCUCCUUAGGAUUUCCAUAAGCAUCUACCCAGUCAUCUAAGACCUUUCCAUUUGAAGUUCAUAUCUACACAUGGCUAUUUCAUUUCUUCAUUGACCAUGCAAACAAGACCUGAUUUCUGCAUCCCAGUCUGCUGCCACCUCACUCGCAUAACCCCCCAGGUUUCUUUGGGGCUAUCAGUAAAAGGCAAUGUUAACUUCUGUGCCAAAAGCAAAAACACUCCAUAUUUCUUGCUUUCUGAGUGUCCACUUGGCAAUUUCUCUCCUGUCCUUUAAUCAGCACCCAUUACUCUAUUGCACACAUAAUCCUGAUCCUGCAAUCCCAACAUCAUGGAACUUCCCUGAAGUCAAUGGAAGUUUUGUGUUAGAAACAGCUGCAGCGUUGAGCAUAGAUAACAAUUUAAACUGCAUGUAACAAGUGCCUCGGCUACUUCAUUGUAUUUUAAAUAAUUAUUCUCUACUUACAAUCAGAAAACCUACUCAUCUUGUAGUGAAUGUGUUUAUCUAAUACAAUA